CUGGACUCCCAGGAUGCCACUGCAAGGCUGCAGCAUACCCAGCCAGGGCCAGGUCAAGCACUAGCAACCCAGGCAAACGCUAUAGCCAAGAGACUACAAGCCCAAGAUCAUCAAACCACCAUCCAGUGGGUCCCGGGACAUGCAGGGGUAGAGGGGAAUGAUAGAGCUGGUCAAGCAGCAAAGCAAGCAGCUAAUAGGCCUCCAGGGACAGGUCCAAGAGAGAUCUCCCUGGCCUUUGCCCACAGAGCUUGGGGCCUUGGACAGAGCCACAGUCGGCGCUGA
Messenger RNA from Aspergillus glaucus CBS 516.65, 282 nucleotides. RefSeq lists its product as uncharacterized. Gene Ontology annotation, molecular function: nucleic acid binding; RNA-DNA hybrid ribonuclease activity. The record is from RefSeq and is a predicted model, not a curated record. The annotation marks the transcript as partial. NCBI's taxonomy places the organism in Eukaryota, Fungi, Ascomycota, Eurotiomycetes, Eurotiales, Aspergillaceae. The transcript has a single exon.